AUGACCACUUCAGAUGACGUCGUCAAGUGGGUGUCGGCGUUAUCCGACGAUCAGGCUGGUGUGUUCACAUUCUCCAACUGUGUCUGCCUUUCAGACAUGUAUGGCGAUGGUGAUACUAAGCUGGUCGUAGCACAUAUUGGAGGCUCGAAAUUCAACUUGCGGUUGAAAGUAAUCAGAGGUGUGACGGUGGUCGGUGAAUGCGCAUUGGCCGAGAUGCCGACGGCUGUCGUUUCCUUCUACAAUGAAAAAGUGAUACGGCCAGACAUUUUUCCUUCGCUUUUUAACUCAUUUGAAUUUUCAAUGAGUUUCCGAGAAAAAGUAUCAAGCGUAUUCAGGCUACUCUACCAGCGAUCGGUGUCGCAUCUGGUUCAUUUAUUCGAGUCUACAAAAAUCUGA
Molecule: messenger RNA, 396 nt
Organism: Angiostrongylus costaricensis
Lineage: Eukaryota; Metazoa; Nematoda; Chromadorea; Rhabditida; Metastrongylidae
Source: the annotation of a GenBank genome assembly